Podarcis muralis (Common wall lizard) is the source of this 2466-nucleotide messenger RNA. NCBI's taxonomy places the organism in Eukaryota, Metazoa, Chordata, Lepidosauria, Squamata, Lacertidae. The record is from RefSeq and is a predicted model, not a curated record.
UUGUCAAAUUAGAAACAACAGAAUGUUAGGUGUCUUGGGUAAUGUGUCUGGGGAUUACUGCUGUAUAUUUAGGGUUUUAUGCUACAAAUUUACAAGAGCUCAGACUACAAAUAAUGUUAAAAGGAAACAAAGACUUUUGUACUUAAAUGAUUUCCAACAGCCACCAGAAAUCAUCACCUAACCUGUACAAGGUUAACUAUGAAUGUACAAUUGUAUUCCAGACUAUUGGUAGUCUUCUUGACCAAUACCGUGUGGACUCGUAAUAUCAGGCCAAUGUAUGAUCAGCCUGAUACAUAUGACUGGUCCUUCUACAGCUUUGAGUGCCCACAAGAAUGCUUCUGCCCUCCUAGUUUCCCAAACGCCUUAUAUUGUGAUAGCAAGGAACUUAAAGAAAUUCCAGCCAUCCCAGCAAGAAUCUGGUAUCUCUACCUCCAAAACAAUCUCAUUGAAACAGUUACAGGGAAAUCUUUUGUGAAUGCCACACAACUAAAAUGGAUAAAUCUGAACAACAACAAAAUUACCAGCAAUGGAAUUGAAAAGGGUGUAUUCGGCAACUUGAAAAAUCUACUCUACUUAUUUCUUGAGAAUAAUGAGUUAGAAGAAGUGCCUGCUCCAUUGCCAUUGAGUUUAGAGCAGCUGCGUUUGGCAAGAAACAAAAUCGCUACAAUCCCCGCAGGGGUCUUCAACAAUAUGGAAAACCUCACUGCGCUAGAUCUACAUCAAAACAAACUGUUGGACAGUACUCUCUCAAGUGACACCUUCCAAGGACUUAACAGCCUCAUGCUACUCAACAUCGCUCAAAAUUCACUUACAAAAAUGCCACCAACCCCUCCAGCUAAUGUAAUACAGCUGUUUUUGGACAAUAACUCCAUUGAAGCAAUACCAGAAAAUUAUUUUGAUGCAACGCUCAAACUGAUUUUCCUUCGACUGAACAACAAUAAAUUAACCGAUAAAGGUCUACCAUCCAAAAUAUUUAACAUUUCAUCUCUUCUUGACCUUCAGCUUUCUUACAAUGAACUCACCAAAAUCCCAUCUAUCAAUGUUCACCUCGAGCACCUUUACCUUGACAACAACAGGAUCGACAGUAUUAAUGGAACCCAAAUAUGUCCAGUUCCUAUCCCGGGGGAUCAUGUCUAUGAGAGGAACUUACCACGACUCCGCUAUCUCCGCCUGGAUGGCAAUGAAAUCAAACCUCCAAUUCCAUUUGACCUCAUGUUAUGCUUCCGACUUCUUCAUGCUGUUGUUAUUUAAGGACAGCUUAGUGUUACCAUUAUUGCGUUAGUAAACAGGUUUUGCUGGCAUUAAACUUGUUAGAACUUCCAGGUGUUUUUCUGUCAAUUAUACUGUCCCCCCAUAGAGUCUGAUUUUUGAUUUUUAGUGUUUCAUCACUUCUUUUUCUUUCUCAAAAAUACUCUCUUGGUACAGCCAACCUGUCCCAAUUAUUUUAAAUGUCACUCUAUUAAGACGAUGCUUUUGCUACUCAAAUGUAUUAUCUAGCUGUGGGUUCAAUAAAAGUUUUGGCAUUCUUCUUCUACACUCUAUACAUAUUGGCCUGCAGAUUCAGGUGUAGUACAUUUCACAUAUUAAGCAAAAGUAGAAUAUAUAAUUGCUUAUUUUGUUAUCUUUUUUUUAAAAAAGAGCAUUGCUGUAGAUGCCAGAUAGCAUGUUUAAUGAUAAAAAUAAGUAGCAGAAAUCUCUUUCCCACCCUCUUCAUUCACGGAAAGUGUUAUAUUGAAGACAUUAACAGCUGCAACACUGCUUCAUUUUGUUAGAAUGGGGCCAAACAUCUCUCUUUACAAAAAUGAACAUGUAAAAUCAUACAGUUCAGAAGCUCCAUAUGCAUGGAGCAUGGCUUUCCACCAGCAGUGAUGUUUAAACAUGUACUUUCUUACUUGUACUAUUCCCUCAUGAUAUACCAGCAGAAUUGCCAGUAAAUUCCACCUGUAAGAAAUUUCAAGGUAUACCUUAGCAAACCAUCUAAGGGAUUUUGAGGGAAGAGUUAUAAGAAGAUGAAUGCAAGUUAUGUACAUCCCUAAAACACUAGCAUUGGUACAAACACAUUUCAUUUAUCAUUGGUCAUGAACAGCAGAAGCAGCCUUAGGUAUAUGUUUAUUGAAAAGUGCACAAAGAAAAACUGCAAAAAAUGAUUUUGUUAGGAGAAAUGCACAUGAACUGUGUUCAAAUUUUUGUGUAGGCUUUAUUUAACCAAAUGUAAACUGACAUAGAAAUGGAGCAAACUGAACUUAAAAUUGGAAAAAUGAGAAACGGGAACUGAAAUUGACAAAUCUGUUCAUCUCUACUUGGUGAAUGUUAUCUUUACCAUCCGAAAAAGUAGAUUUGCAUGCUAAAUUAUACAUAACUAGAGCCACAGUAGCCAUAGUAAUUUAUUUUUAGUCAAACAACUUUACAUGAUGAUGAUGAUGAUGAUGAUGAUGAUGAUAUUAAUAAAGAAAUGUGACUCACUAA